UCGUCGAGUUCCGCGGCGUUCGUACCGGUAGCGCUAUCGGCGUACCAAGUCGAGAAGCUCGAGGCCAUGAUGAAUCAGCAAGUGCAGGACGCUAUACUGGCCCGCUCGGCACAAGCUGAAAAAGAUAACGAGUUGGACUCGGACUGGCGCUUCGUCGGCUCAUUGGGCCAGCUCAAGACCUUCACGCUUCGAGGAGCCGACCCAUGCAGUUCAACUUCGCCUUUGGCUACGACACUC
Molecule: messenger RNA, 237 nt
Organism: Phytophthora sojae
Lineage: Eukaryota; Oomycota; Peronosporomycetes; Peronosporales; Peronosporaceae
Exons: 1
Source: RefSeq, a predicted model, not a curated record